Messenger RNA from Fundulus heteroclitus (mummichog), 2507 nucleotides. RefSeq names its product extracellular calcium-sensing receptor-like. The coding region runs from base 121 to 2493 and encodes 790 amino acids. Gene Ontology annotation, cellular component: membrane. Lineage: Eukaryota; Metazoa; Chordata; Actinopteri; Cyprinodontiformes; Fundulidae. The record is from RefSeq and is a predicted model, not a curated record. Gene Ontology annotation, biological process: G protein-coupled receptor signaling pathway. Gene Ontology annotation, molecular function: G protein-coupled receptor activity. The transcript is spliced from 6 exons.
GAACAGAUAUGCAAGCAGAGAGGAGACCCUGAAAACCCUCAACUGGUUGUGGAUGGAGACAUUUUGUUAGGAGGACUCUUCUCUUUCCACACUAGCUGGAAUGAAAGAGAGAAUACAUACAUGGAAAAACCUCUGCCAUUGCAAUGCACAAGAGAAUUCCAGUUAGCCCAGGCAAUGCUUUUUGCCAUUGAGGAGAUAAAUAACCGAUCGGACCUACUACCAGACAUCUCUCUGGGCUAUAAAAUAUAUGAUUCUUGUGGCUCCAUUGCCAGAAGUAUUAAAGGUGCACUAGCCUUGGUAAACAGUAAUGCAAAUAUGUCUGACACUUUAAAGGCAUGCACAAAACCUGCACAUGUUCAGGCCAUAAUGGGGGAAGCGUCUUCAUCUCCGAGCAUGGCUAUAGCUACUGUCAUUGGACCUUUUUAUAUCCCACUGAUCAGCCAUUUUGCCACAUGUGCUUGUCUCAGUGAUAAAUCCAAAUACCCGUCAUUUCUCAGAACAAUACCCAGUGAUUACUACCAAAGCAGAGCUCUGGCACAGUUAGUAAAGCACUUUGGAUGGACUUGGGUUGGAGCUGUUCGAUCAAAUGAAGAUUAUGGCAAUAAUGGCAUGGCUAUAUUUACAGAAACUGCACAACAGCUGGGUAUUUGUCUGGAAUAUUCCUUAACUUUUUUUAGAACAGAUUCAUCUGACAAAAUACAAAGGUUGAUGGAAAUUAUCAAGGCCUCAACAUCAAAAGUUGUUGUAGGUUUCCUCUCUCACAUGGAUAUGGAUGUGCUUAUACAACACUUGUCAAAAUACAACUUGACCGGGUACCAGUGGGUGGGUACAGAGGCCUGGAUCUUUGAUUCUCAAACUGCAUCAAGAGAUGAGAAUCACAUUCUGGAUGGAGCGGUAGGCCUUUACAUCCCCAAAGCACAUGUCAGUGGUCUCAGAGAGUUCAUGUUCAACGUGAAGCCACUCAACUCGUCAAACAAUGACUUGUUUACAGAAUUCUGGGAAGGGUUAUUUAGUUGUAAAUUUAAGCAGUCAAAAUCAACAGAAAUACAGAGAGAGUGUACUGGACGUGAAGAUCUAACUGGAGUGGAAAACAUUUUUACUGACAUGUCACACAUGUCCAUCUUUAACAACAUGUAUAAAGGAGUGUAUGCUGUGGCCCAUGCUCUGCACAAUAUCCUCAGCUGUAAUCAAACAUGUAAUAGUACUAUAAAUCUUAAUCCAUUAACGGUUUUACAUCACAUAAAACGUAUUCACUUCAAAACAAAAGAAGGAGAGGAUGUAUAUUUUAAUGAAAAUGGAGAUCCAGCAGCAAAGUAUGAAAUUAUAAACUGGCACAGAAAAGACAAUGGCAUUGUGGAUUUUGUCACAGUUGGUCUUUAUGAUGCCUCCUUGCCUCCAGACAAACAGAUGAAUCUACAAAAUGCGUCUUUAAUUUGGGCAGAUAACUCUAAAGAGGUGCCUGUCUCUGUUUGCAAUGCAAAGUGUCUACCGGGAACACGCAAAGUUUUACAGAAAGGAAAACCUGUGUGCUGCUAUGACUGUAUAAAAUGUGCAGAUGGAGAAAUAAGCAACAGUACAGAUUCUGUUACCUGUGUGAGAUGCCCCCUGGAAUCCUGGUCAAAUGAGAAGAGAGAUGCCUGCAUAAAAAAGGAGGCAGUGUUUCUUUCAUACAAAGAAAUUAUGGGAGCAUUACUCACAGCAGCUUCUUUAUUUGGAACAUGUAUGACUAUUGUCAUUGCAGUCAUUUUUGUUAAACACAGGAAAACUCCUCUUGUGAGGGCAAACAACUCUGAGCUAAGCUUCCUGCUGCUCUUCUCCUUAAAGCUGUGUUUCCUCUGCUCUUUGACUUUCAUCGGGCAACCCUCAGAUUGGUCCUGCAUGCUGCGUCACACAUCAUUUGGCAUUGCGUUUGUUCUAUGCAUCUCUUGUGUUCUGGGGAAAACAAUAGUAGUUUUAAUGGCAUUUAAAGCUACACUCCCAGGCAGAAAUGUGAUGAAAUGGUUUGGGCCUACGCAGCAGAGAUUUAGUGUUUUGGGUUUCACGCUUGUACAAGUUGUCAUCUGUGUCCUCUGGUUAAUCAUUUCUCCUCCAUUUCCAUCCAAAAAUUUUAAAGAAUUCAAAGACAAAAUCAUCUUAGAGUGUUCCCUGGGCUCUUCUGUUGGCUUCUGGGCUGUCCUUGGUUACAUAGGAUUUCUUGCUAUGUUGUGUUUUAUUUGUGCUUUCCUAGCACGUAAACUACCUGACAAUUUCAACGAAGCCAAAUUUAUCACCUUUAGCAUGCUGAUAUUUUGUGCUGUAUGGAUAACCUUUAUCCCAGCAUAUGUCAGUUCUCCUGGGAAGUUUAGUGUUGCUGUAGAAAUCUUUGCAAUUCUUGCCUCUACUUUUGGACUGCUAAUUUGUAUUUUCAUCCCGAAAUGUUAUGUCAUAUUAAUGAAACCAGAGAAAAAUACAAAAAGAAAUAUGAUGGGCAAGGGGAUUUCCAAAUCCUCUUGAUAUUCGUAUUAAGA